AUCCAUCCAUUCAUUCCCUCCAUUCCUCUGCACUGGACUGCACUGCGGCUGCACUCCAUAUCCUCUCCUCUCCUCUCCUCCUCUCAUCUCCUGCCUUCCCCGCUUGCUUCUCUGUAUCAUCAUCUGCUCAAAAGGAGUGCAGCGACGAGAAAAAGGAGAGGAACACCAAUCCGAGCAUCCAACGCUUCCUCGUCCGCUGUAUAUAAAACCGACCCCCUUUGCUGGCUCCAUCCAUCCAUCCAUCUAUCCGUCUCACUUCCUCCCCUGUUCCGUUCCAUCGCCCGAUCUGCUUCUUCUACUUCUGUCUGCUCUUAAUUGGAGUACCAAGUUAUCACCUGCAGUUCCCUGAUAAUUUUGGGAAGAGGCAAGGACAGGAUGCCCUGGGCAGGGACGACGUCCGUUCGGCUGGCGGUGUUCUUCCGCGUCAUCCUGUGAUCGAUCUGGUCACGGGCAAGGCGAUCGGUCACCGGCGGUGAGGGGAUCCGAGCCGUGCCGCGGCGGAGGACAUGUGCGUUGGGUUCAACGGGAGGAGCCUUGACACCGUCGUUAUGACAAGUGGCGCCGUCGCAUAUUACUACAGAUUGAUGCAAGUGUGCCAGGCCGAAUACUUCCGCCAGCUGCUCAAGCCCGUGACGUAGAUUAGCUCACGCACACAUUCCAUCCAAACAGCCUGAAACCCCCAAACAAACUAACCAAAUCAAUUUUGAAUUGGACCAAAAAAAAAAAGCCAAGCUCCAGUUAGCAAAACACCUUUGAAUUCAUACUUGUUUAGUUUCGUUUCAAUCAAAAGCAAAACAUUUCCUGCUUUCCCAGACAAACACAGCCACACAAAACCAGCACGAAUUUGAGCAGCACCCGAUGCAGGGCGACCCAGGGUACGGGUACGGUGGCUACGGCUACGGCUACGGCUAUGGCUACGGCGGCGCCGGCUACGACAUGGCCGGCUACGGCGGCGGCGGUGGAGGGUACUACACGAGCGAUCCGUACAAUGCCGCUCCUGCUGCUUAUGAAGACCCGCUCGCCGUCGCUGGUCGGAGGCAGCACGACUUCCCGGCGCCGCUCACCGGUGUCGAGUUCCAGCCGUCGGACACCUGCCCCAAGAACUACGUCAUCUUCGACCAGACCUACGACCGGAGCCGGGUCAUGUUCCACCCUUCGCUGGCCAACAACCUGGGCAACUCCGGCGGCGGCUACGACCACCACCACCACUGCGGCUACGGCGGCUUCGAGCAGGACUACGCCAGCAAGAGCGCCUACUAUGGCGUCGAGGACGACGGCGGCGGCGGGUGCUCGAUCCGGCAGAAGGAGGACACCGACGAGAUCGACGCGCUGAUGAGCACGGAGGACGGCGAGGAGGAGGACGACGUCCUGAGCACGGGCCGCACGCCUGGGUGCCGGGCCGGGGGCUCGCCGGACUCCACGUGCUCGUCCGGCGCGUCCAGGUCCGACUGCGGCGGCGGGCGGAAGCCCGAGGCCGGCGGCGGCGAGAGGAAGAAGGAGCGGAUGAAGAAGAUGAUGCGGACUCUCAAGGGGAUCAUCCCCGGCGGCGACAGGAUGGACACCCCCGCCGUCCUCGACGAGGCCGUCCGCUACCUCAAGUCGCUCAAGGUGGAGGUCAAGAAGCUCGGCGUGCGUGGCUCAAGCAGCUAGCGCGCGCCACAACAUCCACAGUCAAAAAUCUUCCUACUUUCACCCUUUGGCAGAUAAGACGAGACUGACUGGAACUCUUGUUCGAAAAAGCCCAAAAGCCGAGACUGCCAUGAUCGUCCUGCCUGCCAACCUCUCGAUCGUCCCGAGGAUCGAUCGGUGGAGAAGAAGGAUUCGGGAAACAGAGCUCCGUCGCCGCACGCUUUUCUUGCUUUAUUUCGUUCUCGAUGGCUCUAGCUGCGUGCGUGCAUGGAUUGUGUUGCUUUCUUUUUCUUUUCUACUUCUUUUCUUUUUUCAGAACUUGCUGCUUUUAUUUCUUGUUCCUUUCAAUGGUGCCUCGUGUUGUAACUAUCAUGCAUGCUGAUGAUAUACACCGUGUUUUUUUUGCUAUC
Messenger RNA from Oryza sativa Japonica Group (Japanese rice), 2039 nucleotides. RefSeq names its product transcription factor bHLH144. NCBI's taxonomy places the organism in Eukaryota, Viridiplantae, Streptophyta, Magnoliopsida, Poales, Poaceae. Gene Ontology annotation, molecular function: protein dimerization activity. The record is from RefSeq and is a predicted model, not a curated record.